AUGAAGGGGUGGCCCUGCCCGUGCCCCGCCCUGCCCCACUUCUGGCAGCUGGGGUCUUGCUACAUGGCCGAGGGCUCCGGGCCUCGGGCCCCCCCGAAAGGGCCCCUGCUUAACAUCCAGCUCCUUCGAGCCCAGUAUGAAGGCCUGAGACGGAAGCAGAGGACCCAGGCCCACGUCGUGGUGCUCCCGAAAGGAGGGAACCUGCCCACCCCAGCCGAGUCCAUGGUCAGUGCUGUUUGGAUUAACAUGGAGAGAAGGCAUUCCUUGACCCCAGAAGAGGCGGCUCCUGAGGCAGAGGAGACGCCGGAGGAGGAUGACAGGGGCUGUCUCCAGACCCCCGAGUCUCCCUGGCACACGCACCUAGAGAGGCACCGCCUGGUCCAAACCUUCCACCCGGGAACCAGUCUUCACGUAAAGCACAAGGACAAGUUCACGGGGUCUGGGCAAAGGCUCCCAGGCUUGUUUGAAGACACGCAGAUGACUCAGCAAGAAACCACCAGCCCAGGACCAGCCCAGCCUGAGUGCCAAGCAGACAAGUCACAGACAAAGGCAGUGGGAUCUGGCUUCCACGUGGGCACUCAGGGCCCUCCUGCCAUAAAAAGGUCACACCGGGCUGGAAAACCAGUUCACUAUCCAUUUCCCCAGAGGAAAACUCCCAGGAUCUCCCAGGCCGCCCGGAACCUGGGCUUAUAUGGUCCAGCCUGAAGCUCUCUACUCAGAGGUCUCAACUUUGAGGCCAUGUAUGGCCUCAUAAAGGAACCUGGGAGGCAAAGGCACAACUAAGGCCUGGAGCUGUGAGCAGAGCUGAAUGACAUCAUUGUAGGUCAGACUGUGGGAAACGAACUUCACAGCGGGCACAGGGUCUUGUGCCUCAAAAACAAAAAGAAAGACUGCCCAGACCAGACUGCUCACAGCUCAGGAGGAACGAGUGCUGUUCCAUCAACACAGCCCCAUUCUGCUCACAUAAGACGACAGUGCUGUGGACAUCGGCUCGGUCCCUGGAUCUAGAGAAUUCUGAAACAGAGACCCUAGUGGAUGGAAGCCUCAGCAGUGCCCUGGAGUCAACAGCAUGGGCAACCAUGUUUUCAGUAACUUCUGGGACUUUCUCACAUGUUCUGGAGAAGAGGAGCUCUGAGAACUGCCUCCUUCUGGUUGCUAUGCCUGGAGGCCAGCACACUAAGUCACUCCCUUCAUUCAUAGUGACCACAGCAUUUCCGCCCCCGCCUCGCAGAGUAUAGUCACCCUAGGUAAAAAGGGUCAAAACGAUGCUACCUACUGUUCUGUGUGUUGAAGGGUCUUUAGGAAGAGUUGGUCAUCUCUCCCCUCUCACUGAGACUGUACAUUCCAGCCUCAUUAUAGAUUUAUUUCCUUUUACCCUUCUCCUUCCAUCCUUCCCUUCCUUCCUUCUUUCCUCUUUGACUUCUCUCUCCUUCCCUUCCUCAAUCUCUCUCUCUCCAAAUUAAACAUUGCCCACCACUGAAGAUAUAUACUAACAGAAGCCUCAGAGAAGAAAACAAAGAAAUGUUCCUGCUUGGAAAGUAUAUGUUCCUCAAAAACGGCUCCCUUUUCAGCCACAUUUGAAUCAUUGAGAUACUUCCUGGUAUAUUUUAAACCAAAGUGAAAUAAUACUGUUACUUGGUUAUUGGGGAAGAAAGUAUCUUACCUGGUUAACUUUAAUCAACACACUUAAACACACCUAGGGUGACUUUUCCUCAUGCUAGAUUCUCUCUCUGUAAAGUUUUACCCACAUCUUCCUUUUUUCCCAAUGGUGAUUCAGUCUUGCCCACCCACAUGGAGAGUUGUUAGCUAGGAGUGUCAUUUUCUCUCAAAAACACGUAUGUGCCUUCUCCUUGAACCACCCAGAAACUCCCUCCAACUUGGGGAUUCAUUUUGAUUCUUUUU
Molecule: messenger RNA, 1902 nt
Organism: Dama dama (fallow deer)
Lineage: Eukaryota; Metazoa; Chordata; Mammalia; Artiodactyla; Cervidae
Gene: C16H9orf152
Product: chromosome 16 C9orf152 homolog
Exons: 2
Coding region: 1-705 (234 amino acids)
Source: RefSeq, a predicted model, not a curated record